Molecule: messenger RNA, 1122 nt
Organism: Nanorana parkeri
Lineage: Eukaryota; Metazoa; Chordata; Amphibia; Anura; Dicroglossidae
Product: olfactory receptor 1020-like
Exons: 3
Coding region: 1-1122 (373 amino acids)
Biological process (GO): G protein-coupled receptor signaling pathway; sensory perception of smell
Cellular component (GO): membrane
Molecular function (GO): odorant binding; olfactory receptor activity; G protein-coupled receptor activity
Source: RefSeq, a predicted model, not a curated record
AUGGAGAUGUACUCAUCCAGAGCAUGCCUGGUUGCGGCUGUAGCCAUGACGUUGUUGAUUCUGAAGAAGAGAAAGCGUAGGCGACGCUUCUGGGCUUUCAGUGUGGGGAAGGAGUCUACAGUUGGAGUGUUUGGAAAUCGCUCUCCUGCAUCACAAACAGCUGCACCAAUGAUUAAUUGCAGUACACACACCACAGAUACAGAAUUCAUCUUCAGAGGACUGACUGACAAUCCCAACCUAAAGAUUCCACUCUUCCUUGUGUUCCUGGCUGUUUAUGUUCUUGCCAUUCUAGGAAAUGUGGGCAUUAUUGCCACUAUUCAGUUAGAAUCUGGACUCCACACUCCAAUGUACUUCUUUGUCAGUCAGCUGGCGAUGCUCGAUAUUUUUUAUACAUCCAUUAUAACACCAAACACACUGUUAAAUUUAACCAGAACAGUAAAACCUGUAACCAUUGCCAAGUGUGGCACACAGUUGUUGCUCUUUGGAGGUUCAGCGACCACAGAGAGCUAUCUAUUAGCUGCGAUGGCUUACGACAGAUUUGUGGCAAUACGCCAGCCUUUGUUGUAUGUAACUAUUAUGUCUAGCAGGUUGUGUAAGCUUCUGGUGUGCGGAGCCUAUUUUGCAGGGUUUCUAAACUCUACCAUCCACAUAAGUUUUACAUUUGCAUUAAAAUACUGGAAAGGUAACGUAAUCGACCAUUUCUACUGUGACAUCCCACCCCUCUUAAAACUAGCAUGUUCUAAUACAUUUCUUAAUAGGGUAAUUAUAUUUAUUUUUGGGGGACUUACAGCUGCCAUCUGCAUGUCAACCAUCCUCUACUCCUAUAUCAAUAUCCUGAUUGCUAUAUUGAGCAUUCAAUCAGGCAGAAGUAAAGCAUUCUCCACAUGUGCCUCCCAUCUGACCUGUGUCUCUAUAUUUUAUGGUUCUUUGAUUAUUGCAUAUCUUAGAACCCCAUCUGACUAUCUGCAGAUUAAUGAGAAAAUCAUCUCUGUAUUCUAUGCGGUAGUAAUACCAACUAUCAACCCACUGAUUUACAGUUUGAGAAAUACAGAAGUAAAAGUAGCUGUGAGAAAAAUUGUCAACAAAUAUAAUUUUUUUCAGAUUUGUAAAAGGAGCUACUAG